GGAGUCUGGGCGCAGACAAGCUUUUCCGAAAACGCUGUAACUUUGGCCACUAAAUCACGCGAGGCGUGCGACUGUACAUCCUCAAUAGUAGACCGCUUACCCCCGCCGCGGAGUCCCGUGCCCAAUAGCGGAACGACAAAAAACGCAGUCGUGAAUUAUAAGUUUGCUAGUCUUACAACAGUUUCGACUCUUACCUCGCGUUUGUUAUAUCUCUUCAAGUUGCUUGAGCGCCUAUACUCCUGAUAUGUUUACUAUGUUUAGACAAGCUACGCGGUCUCGUUUGUCAUUUCCUUCCAGAACGGUGAGAGGACUUCCCUCGCUCCAAGCUGCUCCUCUUUCUCGGACCAUCGUCACCAAAAAGUACACCGUUGAGCACGAGAUAGUUCAAUUCGAUGACGAAACGCACACGGGAGUGGUCUCUAUUACGGACCAUGCACAGUCAAGUUUAGGAGACGUAGUAUUCGUCGAGCUUCCAACUGUAGGAAGCCAGGUUACGCAGGGUGACCAAAUUGGGGCCGUCGAAAGUGUGAAGGCAGCUUCGGACAUCUAUGCACCGGUAUCGGGUGAAGUUCUUGAAGUCAACGAGAGAUUAAACACGGAACCUGGACUUUUGAACAGAUCUCCAGAGGAUGAAGGCUGGCUCUGUAGAAUCAAGCUGUCCACGCCAAGCGAGGUGGAUUCUCUACUGACACUUGAAGCGUACAAGGAAACUUUCGAAUCAUAAUUUCAAUUAGAUUACAUUCAGUAUUGAGGCUGCUUUCUUUUGUUCCACACUUCAACGUGUUUAUGGAAUACACCCAAGGGCACUUCUUGACAGUCAGAAAAUGUAUUCGAGAGAAACAGCUGAGUGAAAUAGUUAUCACUGUCGCAAUUGAAAUUACGGUAUUCGCCCCUGUUCGACAACAGAGAAUUGGCAGGGACUUGGAAACCCCAUAAAAUCUUAUCAAACAUGGUCUAAUAUGUAAAUGUCAAUCAAUUUUGGUUACGUCCGUGG
Molecule: messenger RNA, 994 nt
Organism: Serpula lacrymans var. lacrymans S7.9
Lineage: Eukaryota; Fungi; Basidiomycota; Agaricomycetes; Boletales; Serpulaceae
Exons: 6
Coding region: 245-724 (159 amino acids)
Biological process (GO): glycine decarboxylation via glycine cleavage system; protein lipoylation
Cellular component (GO): mitochondrion; cytoplasm; glycine cleavage complex
Source: RefSeq, a predicted model, not a curated record